CGGGACCUGCGCCGGGCGGGGGCGGGGCGGCCGGGGAGGGAGAGCGGCAGGCGGGAAGGGGCGGGGAGCGCGCUCCUGCGGCGGCGGCGGCGGCUGUGCUCAUCCCGGCGACCCAGCGCUCGAGUGGACGCGGGGCUUCGCAAAUGGCUUGUCCUGCUCUCGGUUUGGAAGCGCUUCAGCCCCUGCAGCCCGAGCCUCCCCCCGAGCCCGCCUUCUCCGAGGCACAGAAGUGGAUCGAGCAAGUAACUGGCAGAAGUUUUGGUGAUAAAGAUUUUCGAACAGGGCUAGAAAAUGGAAUCCUUCUCUGCGAGUUGCUGAAUGCUAUAAAGCCAGGACUUGUUAAAAAGAUCAAUAGAUUGCCUACCCCCAUUGCAGGAUUGGACAAUAUCAUCUUAUUCUUGAGAGGUUGUAAAGAGCUCGGCCUUAAAGAAUCUCAACUCUUUGACCCGAGUGACCUCCAAGAUACAUCCAACAGAGCAACGGUCAAGAGCCUUGACUAUAGUAGGAAGCUGAAAAAUGUAUUAGUUACCAUCUACUGGCUGGGAAAAGCUGCCAACAGCUGCACGUCCUAUAGCGGAACUACCUUGAACCUGAAGGAGUUCGAAGGAUUGUUGGCACAGAUGAGAAAGGAAACUGAUGACAUUGAGAGUCCUAAACGCAGCAUCCGAGACAGUGGCUACAUCGACUGCUGGGAUUCCGAGCGCAGUGACUCUCUCUCCCCUCCUCGCCACGGCCGGGAUGAUUCCUUCGACAGCCUGGACUCCUUUGGCUCCCGCUCCAGGCAGACACCUUCGCCAGAUGUAGUGCUCAGGGGAAGCAGUGAUGGGAGAGGAAGUGACUCUGAAUCCGACUUGCCGCAUCGGAAGUUGCCAGAUGUGAAGAAGGAUGACAUGUCUGCCCGGCGGACUUCCCAUGGCGAGCCGAAAUCAGCAGUGCCUUUUAACCAGUACCUCCCAAACAAAAGCAACCAGACAGCCUACGUCCCAGCUCCUCUGAGAAAGAAGAAAGCAGAGCGAGAGGAAUACCGGAAGAGCUGGAGCACCGCCACCUCCCCCCUGGGCGGGGAGAGGCCCUUCAGUUGUCCUGAAACAAUAGAGGAAGAGGGGAGCGAAGUGGGGUCUCCUGGUGAAGAAGACCCAACCUGCCAAACGGAUCCUGGUGGGAAGGCUCCCAAUGGUGGUUUAGAAUUACCCAACCUCAGUGGGAAGGAGCAGCCUCCUGCAGAGGGGGCUUCGGUGGCACCAGCUCCUGCGUCUCAAGACAAAGAUGCUGCUGAAAUCCAAAAACGCAGAAGGCUAGAGCAAGCUGGGAUCAAGAUCAUGCCAGCAGCGCAGCGCUUUGCCAGUCAAAAGCAAGUAAAUGAAGAGAAAGAAACUGUUCGUGAUAUUAUCCUUCGCAAAGAAAAUUCUUUCCUGACCCACCAACACGGCAGAGAUUCCGAAUCAGAAGAUGAGGUUGCACAUCGACUGCCCGACCUUGAGAAAGAUGACUUUGCUGCAAGAAGAGCGAGGAUGAACCAAACCAAGCCAGUAGUGCCAUUGAAUCAGCUCCUCUAUGGGCCUUAUCUUAAGAAAGAUGCAGAGAAAUCAGAUGGCAGCAAACAGCUCUCAAAGGGGAUCUCAGAAAAGAAAAGUCUAGAAUAUAAAAGAAAGCAGGGCCAAACAGAAGAGAUGAAGUCAACCGGGACCUGUAUUAUGCGAGCUCAGGGGAGUGAACCAGUGGAAGAGGGACUCAGGAAGGUCCCAGACCUGUACAAGGAUGACCUGGCCCAGAGGAGAAUUCAGGGCAGUCUUGGUCCCCACCGGGAGGUGCCCAGCUUCAUCACACUCUCCAGCAUUACAGAGGCUGACUUGCAGACAUGGGAGAGACUGAAGGUUUCAGAAAAGACAAGGGAUGGAGAUGCUCAGCACAUCUGCGUCCCUGAGCCUUCACCUGAAAUCAAUGCAGAAACCGCCAUCCGUGAUGAUUUUGCCAGCCGCAAAGCCAGGGCCUACACAAAAACUUCCAGCCCUAGGCAAAAGUUUGUGCACUUUGGGCCAGUGACAGAAAUAGAUCAGCAGAAAUGGAAGCGGCUCAGCAUUGGCAAGGCGGGGCCUAGGGAGGAUAUAGAAGAAGUUAUCACUCAUGGCAACAAGAUUCAAAAUGUGUCCCCUGACUCAGCAGCUACUUCCAACUUAAAGGAAGACCAAAAGCUUAAUCCACAAAAUUACUGCAGGACAGUGACUUCUGGCAUAGACGACCAUUGCAAAAGACUCUCGUGGCUGGCUUCUGCGCCAGAGUCUCAGGAAGAGCAGGUCUGCAAUUUGGGCGAGUGCCCAAGGAGGACACAGGAAGUUACAUCCGAAGAGCUGCCACAGGCUUGCAAAGAAGAAAAAGAUGGAGUUGAUCAAAGGGAUUCUGAGAUGUCACAAAAGACAGAAAGAUCAGAGGAGCACAGCCAGCCCCUAGCAUGCCUUCUGGCCUCUGAAUGGAAGACUUCUGGGACAGAAGAGAAGUCAGAGAAAGCGACAGCUCCUCCCUGGAAUGGCAGUGGACUGAAAGACCAAAGCAAGUUGUCUGAGUCACAAAAAGAUGACAUGAUGACAAGGAGAACUGGGAUAUCCCCUAGACACCCUGGAUCCAACCCAAACCAGUUCCUUCCGGUUCCGUUUGCAAAGCAGCAGGAUGUGGAGGAAUCUGUAAAGGGUCUGCCCCUGAAUGAUCCAAGAUACGGUCCGAGAACUCCUGUGUCAGAUGACGCAGAGAGCACGAGUAUGUUUGACAUGCGGUGUGAGGAGGAGGCCGCGGUGCUGCCGCACAGCAGGGCCCGCCAGGAGCAGCUGCAGCUGAUAAAUAACCAGCUGAGGGAAGAGGACGACAAAUGGCAAGAUGACCUGGCUCGUUGGAAGAGUCGUAGAAGAAGUGCCUCUCAGGACUUAAUCAAGAAAGAAGAAGAAAGGAAAAAAAUGGAGAAGUUACUGGCGGGAGAAGAUGGGACAAGUGAACGAAGGAAAAGCAUCAAAACCUACAGAGAAAUUGUUCAAGAAAAAGAGCGGAGAGAGAGGGAGUUGCAUGAGGCAUAUAAGAACGCGCGGUCCCAGGAAGAGGCAGAGGGAAUCCUUCAGCAGUACAUCGAGCGGUUCACCAUCAGUGAGGCUGUUCUCGAACGCUUGGAGAUGCCAAAAAUUCUGGAAAGAAGCCAUUCAACAGAGCCAAACUUCUCAUCCUUCCCGAAUGACCCAAACCCUAUGAAAUACCUACGGCAACAGUCACUGCCUCCACCCAAAUUCACUGCCACUGUUGAAACCACCGUUGCUCGUGCCAGUGUUCUGGACACCAGCAUGUCAGCUGGCAGUGGGUCUCCAAGCAAAACUGUCACCCCCAAAGCAGUGCCUAUGCUGACACCCAAGCCUUACUCCCAGCCCAAAAACUCUCAGGAGGUUCUGAAGACCUUUAAGGUAGAUGGGAAAAUCAGCAUGAAUGGAGAGACGGUCCACGGAGAUGAGGAGGAAAAGGAGAAACAGGACCCCACAGGGGUGCCUGCUCCCACCCUAACCAAAUCCCAGAUGUUUGAAGGUGUGGCUAGAGUACAUGGGUCCCCAGUGGAGGUGAAACAGGAUAACAAUAGCAUUGAGAUCAACAUCAAGAAGCCAAAUUCUGUUCCCCAGCAACUGGUGGCAAACAAUGAGGAAACUGAACUCAGCAGCCAAGAGGAUGAGAAUGAUGGUGGAAAACCAAGAAAAGGGAAUGCAGAACUUGCCUCCUCAGAGCCGCAGCAUUUCACAACAACGGUGACUCGAUGCAGCCCAACUGUGGCCUUUGUGGAGUUCUCCUCCAGCCCCCAGCUAAAGAACGAGGUGCCAGAAGAAAAAGACCAGAAGAAGCCAGAAAAUGAAAUGAGCGGAAAGGUGGAGCUAGUGCUAUCACAAAAGGUGAUGAAGCCAAAAUCCCCAGAACCAGAAGCAACCCUGACAUUUCCAUUUUUGGACAAAAUGCCUGAAACCAACCAACUACAUUUGCCAAAUCUCAAUUCUCAAGAGUCGCCUGGCACUGCCAGUGUUCCGCUUAGAGUUCAGAACUCUUGGCGACGUUCCCAGUUUUUCUCCCAGUCAGUAGAUUCUCCAAGCAGUGAAAAAUCACCUGCAACUACACCUUUUAAGUUCUGGGCAUGGGACCCAGAAGAGGAGCGCAGGCGACAGGAAAAGUGGCAGCAGGAGCAGGAACGUUUGCUCCAGGAGAGAUACCAGAAGGAGCAGGACAAGCUGAAGGAAGAGUGGGAAAAGGCCCAAAAGGAGGUGGAAGAGGAAGAACGCAGAUACUAUGAGGAGGAGCGUAAGAUCAUCGAAGACACUGUGGUUCCAUUCACUGUUUCUUCAAGUUCCGCAGACCAAUUGUCUACAUCCUCCUCUAUCACCGAAGGCAGCGGGACAGUGAAUAAAAUGGACUUGGAAAACUGUCAAGAUGAAGAGAAAGAGAGAAGACAGAAGAAAGCAUUCCAGGGGGGUGACAAUGACUUAUUGCUUAAGACUAGGGAAGGGGAUCCACUGGAUGAAAAGGACAGCCUAACUCAAGGACCCUUGGCUGACACUGAGACUCCCAUAGCAAGAGGAAUCCAUCAAGAACAUCAGCUGGAUACAGAGACUGGUGCUCCACACUGUGGGGUGAACCCACAGCUAGCUCAGGAUCUAUCCCAGAAUCAACAGAUAUCGAACACACCAAUGCACAUGUCGGAAGAUGUGAAGCCAAAAACCCUCCCAUUGGAUAGAAACAUUAACCAUCAGAUUGAGUCUCCGGGUGAAAGGCGAAAGAAAAGCCCUCGAGAGAACUUCCAGGCUGGGCCCUUGUCCCCCUGUUCUCCCACCCCUCCUGGCCAGUCACCAAACAGGUACAAGAGGUCUAUAAGCGGGAAGAAGCUGUGCUCUUCCUGUGGGCUUCCUUUGGGAAAAGGAGCUGCCAUGAUCAUCGAGACCCUCAAUCUCUACUUUCACAUCCAGUGUUUUAGGUGUGGAAUUUGUAAAGGACAGCUUGGAGAUGCAGUGAGCGGGACGGAUGUUAGGAUUCGAAAUGGUCUUCUGAACUGUAAUGAUUGCUACCUGCGAUCCAGAAGUGCUGGCCAACCUACAACAUUGUGACUUGGUUUUCAAGCUUCCACAUCACUCACUGUUCUUUAUUGAGAGUGUCCCCUGGCAAUUGCUUAACAAACCCCCAAGUUCAGGGGCUUCUCAACAUUCAUCUAAUUUCUGAAAGGCUCUUCGAAAGGUUCUGUCUGUUCUUUUAUAGCACAGUGUUUGUUUUUCCUGAUUUUCUGUUGUUGCUUUUGUGAGGUUAUUUUUCCCUCAUGUUCUUUUGCAUUAUACAAAAGAAUACUGAAUUGUAAUGAUCCUGAAUAGUUCAAAAAAAAGGUUUUUGCAUGGCCAAACAGGCUUGCAGUUUAAAAUAUUAUUCUCUUCUUUGGGAGGUAACUAAAGGAUGCAAUAAACCUGUUAUGUUUUAGUAUUUCUAGAAAUUAAACACUUUAUGUUUACAGAAUUGAGCUGCAGAAAGUGCAAGACAUGCCAAUUUGAGACAUGUGGUGUUCUAAGACAGGAGCAUAAAUUUAAUGCAUUUCAGAAAAACUAAGCAUCACAGUGAGCUCUGUCUCUGAGCUAUAACUUGUUUUUAAUGCAAAGACACGAGUCUGAUAAUAUAUACUGUAAUCCUGAAAACAUUUGUGUUACUCAUCUUUUGAGGUAGAAAAUUAAACCAAUAAAUUAUUGCACUGUUAGUAUUAGAUUUGUGUAUCUUGGAAGUUACAUCAUUAAUAUAGGCUGGUCCAUCAAAUAAAGAGAACCUUUGCAAUAUCAGCUAGACUUACACUCUAGGACAUUGCCAAAGGGUAGGAAGACACCAGAGUGAAAUACUUCAGUCAUCGUUUCCAAACUUAUUACCAAAAUCUAUGAGAAAGUUUAAUCUUGAAGACAGUGGUGGGUUCAUGAUAGCCAUGAGACCUGAGUUGCUUGCUUCUUCCCAGACACUAGAUCAGGAGUCUUCAAUAAGAGGCUUAAUAUGAGGAAUGGACAUGAGGCCAUCUUUGGGUGUGAUCACUGCUCACCCUACCUGCAAGUUCUCCUUGAGGGCACGCUGCACAGGUAUCUAAAGAAAAGCAUUAAAUCAGUCCACUCUGAUGGAAUCCACAUGAUAUACAAUGCAAUAAGCCACUGAUAUGUGAUCAGCAAGAACCUACAACUCAGAUUGUGUCCUGCCCACUCCUGUGGACAUCUGAGCUCCAUUGUUCUCCUACAUCACCUCCUUUACUAUCGAGAAUUCUGGACCUUGCUCAUGGAGUUUAGAAAGAAACUCUUGUGGAGACCUGGCUUAUUUUCUGCCCUCUAUGAUAAGUUUCAGCUGGACAAGAAAGGAAUCAAGUGACUAAAAACCAUCAAAAUUUAGAUCUCCAGGCUGUUUAAGACUGGGGAAAGGGGGACUAUUUAUUCUGCCUUAAAAUGAUGGCAAAUAAGUGAAGAUGACCUCUUGUGAAUGUAGGAUAUGGAUACACUCCCAAUAGGUUAAUGUAGUCAUAAAAAGAGGUCAAGUAGAUUUUUCUUUAUGUAAGCAAUAAUUUUUUCCUGUGUUCUAUCGAGUAUGGCUAGCAAUUAUUUAUUUCCAUGCUAGACGGUUCUUUGCAUGUGGGUUCCAUGUAGGUACAGAAAUUUCCUCAGCCACUGGUGGUAUUUUGACCACUUUGUCAUUUGGAUGAGCUGUCAUUGGAUUGAAAUCUAUACACCAUUUCAUUAAAAAUUGUGCCUUAGAAAAUGCAAAGCUGUUGCACAUGGUCAGCAAUGAAUUAUGGAUACAGUAUGUCACAGAGAGAUGAAGUCACUUCCAAGUUCCCAUGACUUCUCAUGGAGGUGUUUGCUGUUUUACAGGAAAAAAAAAAGUUAAAAAGAAAAUAAGGAAAAAUUUAAAAGAAAAAAGUUUUGAAAAUGUACAUAUUAAGUCCAAUAUUUUGAUUAA
This is a messenger RNA of Sciurus carolinensis (gray squirrel), 6972 nucleotides long. RefSeq names its product LIM and calponin homology domains 1 (gene Limch1). Gene Ontology annotation, molecular function: actin binding; myosin II head/neck binding. The transcript has 35 exons. Gene Ontology annotation, biological process: regulation of focal adhesion assembly; positive regulation of stress fiber assembly; actomyosin structure organization. Gene Ontology annotation, cellular component: stress fiber. Lineage: Eukaryota; Metazoa; Chordata; Mammalia; Rodentia; Sciuridae. Bases 144 to 5111 code for a protein of 1655 amino acids. The record is from RefSeq and is a predicted model, not a curated record.